GGUUUUCGAGAGUCCAUUCUUUGGCUCCUGGCAAUGAAAACAAACUAACGUUCAGUUCGUUUUACAACUUCUUCUUCAGUUAGGUUUCUUCAGAGUGUUUGUGUUUUUAGUGUAAAAACCUAAGUGAAUUAGGUGCUUAGCGAACUGAGAAUGUUGCUGGACCCGAGGUUGGUCCUGCUCACAGGCGUUCUUCCAUUACUUGGAUUGGUAAAUGGAGGCCCAGCUCGAGUCCUAACUGCUGAAGGAGACAUAGGCAAUGAAGGCAUAUCUGAUGAAGGCACCGUGAAGUUUAACGGAAUCUAUGAUGAAGGCACAGAGGAGGGAAGUUCGGGAAUGCUUGAGAGGUUAUGGACUGGAUUUAGCAGUAGAUUAAAUUUAUUUGGCGGUGGAGAGUUGGAAAAUAAGCUUCAAAGAUUUCGCUCGAAUGCUGUACAAAGUCUAAGGAAUAAUGUUAAGGAACUAAAGGAUAUCAGGAAACGUCAGAAAAGAUCUCAUCCUAUAGAGAGUAUCCUUUCAAAGGAGACAAAAGGUUUCUAUAAACUUUCUGGUUUGGAUGGAAAUGUCAACAGUCACCUGAGAACUUUUACUUCACCAGUAAAUGCCAUAUCGAUGGAGGUAUUUGAGCACCUGAACUUACUCUUCUGGCUUGUGACAGAAGAUUACUAUAGCAUUGAUAAUCCGGGAAAUUUGCACGUGUAUAUGUUAGACGUGGCACGCAACACACUGCAGAAGACCCAGACCCGUACCUUAGGUGCAAAGAAGUGUAUACCAGUUUUAAAGCUCAAUGUUUUUAUCGAAGUUGUUUGUGUGGAGACACUAGAACAGGAAGUUCAGGAUUCUUUGAGGAAAGGAUCUGGUAGUGGAGUCUACAGGAUAACCUGGUCAGAUGGACUGAAGGUAGAAUUCAAAAGAGCUCUGAAAACACAAACUGCUCAGGAUGUUGCUGUGUGGGAGUUUGGGGAGAGUACAUUUAUUGCAUUUGCAAACUCGUAUGAUCCAGUACAGAGGUAUGGAGAGCUGUUGAGUGUUGUCUUUCAGCUACAGACAACCACACAAAAUGGCAUUAUCUUCCCAAAUUAUGAUAAAAUUGAUAAUGCAGGAUUUGGUACAAAAUAUGCUUCUGGGUUAGAAGCUUUCAGGAUAGUUUCUAGACAGUUUCUAGCUGUUGCAAACCAUAAAGAUGACAUGGGGAAUGUGGAGAUCGACAGUGUAAUCUAUGUGUACGACUUGCAUAGGAGAAUUCUGAACCCAUUCCAGCGUAUAAGAACUACUGGCGCUCGUGACUGGACUGCUUUCAGCUUUACCGAGGGAGCAAGCUCUGAAUAUUUCCUUGCUGUUGCAAAUGAAUACAGAAUUGACAGAAAAGGUAACAAGGAUUUUGAAGUGGACUCUGUGAUCUAUAAGUAUGAUAAUGGCAAGUUUGUGCCAUUCCAGUGUAUCAGAACUAAUGGUGCCCGACAAUGGAUAGUGUAUCAGGGAACACAAGGUGAAUUUCUCUUGGCAGUAGUUAACGGACAGUCAGGAGUGUUUUUCUACCAAUACAAUGGUUGGCGGUUUAUACAGACAACUCAAAAAGUUUCUGGUCUGGGUGUGGUGUCAGCCUCCUUUGUUUAUUUGCCAGUUACACUUAACAAGCUGCUGCUGACUGUAGCAAAUCCAUUUGAUACUUCAGCAAAUAGACCAUUAACCUACUAUGUUUCCUUCGAGUAUCUGAAUCCCUUGGGAAAGUAUUACGAUGAUUCCCUGGUCUGGUGUAAAUCUCUCAAGAAUACCAUAGCAAAUGAUGGCUUGUCUGAUCUGGUCAGAAGAGUUCAACAAGCAACUAAGGUUGAUGGACCAAAGAACUUUACAACUUCUGUUACUAUUAGGGGUAACCUUAAAGUUACGGCACAGUUUACUAGCAUCUUGAACAUUGUAGUUCUGUCACAAGGAUUGAGCUUUGACCUUGGUGUACAAGCCUUAAAUGGGUUAAUAGCCACGAUAGAAGAAGCACGACAGAGACUGAACAUUGUCAAACGACUGUUGCAAGAAGCCAAGAACAUAAAUUCACAAACUGAUCUAGAUGGUGUGAAGUUUUCAAGAAUAAAGAUAAUUUGUUCAAGUGGAAACAGAUGCUCUGUGAAUUCCAUUAUUGCAAAUACGGUAAAUGGUGUUAGUGCUUCAUUUGAUGACGUCAUCCGCAUUAAUCAAGAUUAUAAUAUUCCGAACUUGAAACUGGAAGAGUUUAUUGUAACAAAUGGUGGACAGAUUACUGUUGACUUUAUAAGUGGACCAGGUUUUCCAAGAACUCCGUUCUCCGAAAUAGUGAAACUGACUGGUAAUCAUAACAUUAUCGGGAAGAAGACUUUUGGUAAACUACAAGCAAAUUUCCUCGUAGUAUCGGGAACUGUGGGCGGUAAAAAAGUUUCCAGAGACAACCUCCUGUUAACAGUAACUGAACAAAGGAUAACUUCAGAAGUUACUGUGAAGUCUCUAAGGACUAAUUCUAUUAUUGUGAAGAAUAUAAAUGGACCGCGAUUUUUCAAGCUUCCUGAAGAACCUUGUUUUGUUGAAGGGUGCUACUAAACGUUCACAGGUCCUCUCAUUAUAAAGGGCAACUUAAUUGCACCCUCGAUCAAGACUCUGAACCCUGUGACUCCUCUGGACCCUGUCACUGCAAGCAAAAAUGUUCUUCUGCAUAAUACUGGGGAAACUCAGAUUAUUACUGGUUCGCAUAAGCUUGCUGAUCUCCAAGCCCUACAAGGUAUAACUAUUAAAGGCCUACUGAAUGGUUUGUCUGUACCUGAUGAUUUUUAUUUGAGGAACUCCAACGAAAUCAUAAACAGACCUGUGACCUUCCAGGAUGUUGUCGCUGAUAUGGUAACAAUUGGUAGCAUGCUUGGUGAUGUGCAGGUCAGAAAUGGAGAGUUGGAUCUUCUCCUCCUAAAUGGUGACCAAGUAGUAUCAGGAAAGAAAAGUUUCGAUAAAAUUACCAUACUCGGACAUUCUACUGUCGCUGGAACUGUUGCUGGCUAUAGAUUGGAGGAUUUCAAAUCUAACCUGGCAGCAGAAGUAAUAAGUGGUAUUAAUGCUGGUCGCAGGAUUUUUGGAACAGUGACUUUUGAAGGUGGAUUAACAGUCUUGGAUGACAUAGUUGAUGGUGUUAGUAUUUCCAGGAUAUUAAACAAUGCGAUAACCCUUAAUGCAAGCAGAAUUGAUAACAAAGUGACCUUUGAUGGUCCUGUGCAGAUUGAUGGAGACUUGACAAUUACUGAAACUCUGAAUGGAGUGGGUAUUGGAGAUUAUGUACUAAAAGAUGGUACACACACUUUCACUGGGGAUGUCAAAUUUACAACAGAUUUGGUGACCAAGAGUAACAUAGAGGCUGGUAAAGUGAAUGGUUAUGAUUUGAGCUCCUUGGCGUCUAGACUAAUUUUGUUGGAUGGAGCCCAGACCAUCACUGGAGAUGUUACUUUAUAUUCGCCAGAGUUCCUUGAUCUUUCUGUAUCUGGUGACGUGGUAGUCAGUGGUGUCAACUUGAAGAAUGUUGUAACGGUGAACAGCAAUGCAGUUAUAACAGGAGAGAAGACCUUCACUACUCUCAAAGUAUUAUCUGGUGCCAAAGCUGGUGCAGUGGAUAUGGGUCAGUUUGGUAAAAUAGAUGGAGUGGUAAUUAAUGACUUGUUCUUCGCAGACUCGCUAAGGAAGACUGCAACAUCUGUGCAAAACCUGGUAGGAAGGCAGUUGAAUGUCUUAAUAGCAUCAAGCGUUUCUGGAACCAAUCUUGCUAGCUUGCUGAGAAGAUUAAUUUACAAAGACAGACCAGCAAGCAUAAAUGGAUCACUGACUUUCACUGGCCCAGUUACUGUAAGGGAUUUGACAUUCAAUGGAAACUUUGAUGGUGUAUCUGCUGCAGACUAUAGUUCUGGAUGGCUAUUGAAGACUGGUACUCAAACAUUAACAGGCCGUAACUCAUUCUUCAACUUGAAUUCAGGAGCUGUAGUGUUUGGUGGGAGAUUUAUAAAUGGAGUUGACCUCGACUCUCUCUUGAAGAACACUGCUAAAAUUGAUGAGCCUACAACUCUAGGGGGAAUAACGUUUGAUGAGGUAAUAUCCACAAGCCCAGUAAACUUGGAUGGGAAAAUUCAAGGCAUCAAACUUCGUGAUGAAGCAUUGUUGUCUAAUGGAGUAAAUCAAGUGGUGACCGGUAUAAAAACCUUCUGGAGCAAAAUUGGUUAUUCUGGCCAAUUUAAUGUAGACGGUUACUUCUUAGUAAAAAAUAAUCGUGAUGACAACCCAGUUUCAAUAGAUGUUGGAGGUCUCUGUAACUCGAAGGUUACAAGUGGCAAAGAAAUGUAUAUACAGGAGCUGACAGUAGAUGGUAAUGUGUUCUUUGGUGGAAACGUGAACAUCACUGGCUCGAUCAAUGAUCUUUCAGUUAUUAAUUUGGCAAGCACCUUCUGGCUUAGUGAUACUCCAAACUUCAUACCAUCUGUUACCCAUUUUGCAGAUGUUGAGAUUGUACCAAAUGCAAACCUUAUUUUGGAGGGUCGCUUAAAUGGAGUAGAUAUAAGAGAGCUGUGGGAGAAUUUAUUGAAGAAAGAUUGUGAUCAACAGACUAUAACUGGAGAGUACUACAUUGAGAACCUGACUGUAGAUAACCUGAAUACAGACACACUAACCAAUUCUGAUGAUGAUCUUGGACUGAACGCUUUGAAAGGGGUUCUUUUGAAAGAUGGUGACCAGAAAAUAACUGGAGUUCUUUCACUGCCCAAGCUAGAAGCAAGAGGUUCGGUCAUCCUCAAUGGAACUUUGAAUAAUCUAAGAGUGGAUACAGAUUUUGCACAAUAUAAUAAGCCAGCAGUCAUCACUGGAAGGAAGACAUUUGAGUCUUUACAAAUACAUGGAGAUCUCAACGUCGAAGACCGUGCCACAGUGCAGGGUGUUGAUGUAUCGGAACUUGUCAAGAAUGCAGUAAAGCCUAACAAUGACAGUAGUGGGAAAUGUUUUAUUCCUGGAACAACUACUUUCAGAGGUCUAAGAUUUGAAGAUGGGACAUUGGAGGUUGGUGGAACUGUCGAUGGUGUGGCUUUGAAUGGAAGCAGAGUACUCUUGAAAUCUACAGACCAGAAGAUUCUUGGCCUUAUUACCCUCAGUGGACAGACAAGCUUAGAAGCACAGGAUAUAACUGUUCUGGAUGAUAAGUUUAAUGAAAUUGUACUCUCCAGAUUGAAGGAUUUGACGGUGAGAAAAGAUCGUCCCAAUGUCAUUGAGGGAGCGGUCACAUUUGUCACGAGUCCAACCUUCACUACUGUCACAAUAUCAAAUCACCUGAUAAAUGGCUACAAUGUAACUGAUCUUGCACUGUGUUUAACUGGAAACCACGUGGUUAACAAUAUGGGAGACCAGUUUGCUCCCAUAUUGAAAGGGGCUCAAGAUGCCAGAGAUAUGCUGUCAGAAAAGGCUACAGAGUUAUGGUACUUCAGAGAGAUAGAUUUGCCCCCUGUACACAAACUGAUCCCAGUUAGUUUUCAGUUAACAAUACCAGUAUCAAAACCUACAGCAGUUGCUGGGCUCUCUCGGAACUUGCUUGCUACAUGUGGGAAAGGGAACAUGACCGCUUAUCCAAGUGGAUUCCCUUCAACAAAGAACUUUAGACAAAUACCUCUGGAAAAUGGUGAAGUACGCAGCUUUGGCCACAUAUAUUCGGUAGCUGGUGAAGUGGGAGUAGAAACUGCUUUUGGCAUAUAUCACUGCAGAGACUUGGUUAGUUUCAGACUUGCUGAUGACAGAUUGUGUUUAGCUGUAGUUGAUCAUGCUGCUAGUUCAACUGUAAUGUGUGGUAAUGCUGGACGUGGUUUCAGUCUCAUGAAUUAUCUUGGGACAACUGGGGCUGUUAAGGGUGCUUGGAUGGAACUUGGGUCUCGUACAUAUUUGCUAAUUGUUGAAGAGGCAACAGCCCAUGCUCCAGGUCGCUUAAAAGUUUUUACGUAUGAUUCAACUGUGAACCGGAUGGUGUUGGUGACUAAAGUGGAAGUUCCAGGAGCUGAUGAUGUUGAUGUGAUUAUACAAGGUAUGGGUGCUAUGAUUGCAGUCACCAAGCGGGAGCAAAAAUUCAUAUGCCGCUCUAAGGUUACAAUACUAACGGCUUACAUAGAAGACCGUAUCUUGAAAAUUGAAACGCUACAGACACUGCAAAUCGAAGAAGUUUACCAUAGCAGUAUCUCCUUGAUGCCAUCAGGGGAAGUGGGCUUAUUUGUACAAACUCUCCGUAGCAUAAAGUUGUACCUGUGGAAGUGUAUAGAAUUUGUGUUUUCAAGGGAGAUAAGAACUGAUGCAGCAGUGUGGCCAUCCUCAGAAGCUUUCCUUUACAAACAUGAUAAUGUUUCUACGCUCCUGAUUGCAUUUUCUGCCUCUGGUGCCUUGGAUCCAUCCACUAAGGAACGUGAUUUUGACUUUGUAAAAACUAAGCUCUACACUGCUCAGUACAGAGGAUCUAAGGUUAUUCUGCCGAGAUACUUGCAGUAGACAUUUUUAAAAAAUUUUUAAAUAGAUAUAUUUAAGUAAAUAC
This is a messenger RNA of Macrobrachium nipponense, 6550 nucleotides long. RefSeq lists its product as uncharacterized. Gene Ontology annotation, biological process: signal transduction. The record is from RefSeq and is a predicted model, not a curated record. Lineage: Eukaryota; Metazoa; Arthropoda; Malacostraca; Decapoda; Palaemonidae.